CCUGCAGCGAGUAAAAAAGUAUUUCCUUGUUUCAAAAACUUGAAAAAUGGGAAUCUUGGUUUUCUUCUUCUUCUUACUAUUUUUCCCUUUUGCUCUCAUUUUUCGUCUCCGCAAAACCCAAAAAACCAAAAAGAUUAAUCCUCCUCCUUCCCCACCAGGAUUACCUUUGAUUGGAAACAUGCAUCAAUUUGACGGUGCAAAGCCUUAUGAAGGCUUGAGAAAGCUUUCCAACAAAUACGGCCCUCUCAUGUUAUUGAAGCUGGGAAAGAGGCAAGUUCUUGUCAUUUCUUCGGCGAAAAUGGCGAAACAAGCCCUAAAAACCCAUGAUCUCGUCUUCUCUGGAAGGCCGCCACUGGUUGUGAUGCAAAAGGUUUCUUACAAUGGUAAGGAUAUUACUUUCUCAACUUAUGGUGACUAUUGGAGGGAGAUGAAGAAACUUAGUGUGAUUCAUCUUUUUACCCAAAAAAGGGUUCAACAAUUUCGCCCUAUUCUUGAUGAUGGGAUUUCCAGCAUGAUUAAGGAAAUCUCAAAUCUCGCUUCUUCAUCUCAAGUUGUCAACUUGACUUCAAUGGCGACGAACCUAGCAAGCACAUACAUCUGUCGAAUUGCUUUCGGUAAGAAAUUCAAUAAAGAGGAUCAGGAGAGGAAAAGGUUUGAUCCCAUUUUAAGGGAGCAUCAACUAAUCUAUGCGGAAUUUUUUGUCACUGAUUAUUUGCCUUCGUUAAGCUGGAUCGAUAAGAUUAUGGGGAAAUUUGCACGUUUGGACAACAAUGUUAAGGAACUAAGUUCGUUCUUCCAAGAACUUAUAGAUGACCACCUCGAUCCAAACAGGCCAGAAACAAUGAAGAAUGAUAUUCUUGAUCUUUUGAUCCAGAUGAAAGAAGAUAAAACCUCAUCAUUUGAUUUUACUUGGGACCACAUCAAGGCAGUUCUCACGGAUGUAUUUGUUGCUGGAACAGACACAAGUUCAGCGUUGAUUAUAUGGGCUAUGACCACCUUGAUGCAAAACCCUUCUGCUAUGAAAAAAGUGCAAGCUGAAAUUCGAGAUGUGUUUGAUAAGAAAGGAGGUCAAUGGGAUGAAGUACUUCAAGAACUCCCUUAUUUUGAUGCAGUAAUAAAAGAAACCAUCAGAUUAUAUCCUCCAACUCCUGUUAAUCUGCCAAGAGAAACCAUAGGAAGUUGCAACAUAGAUGGAUGGGAUAUUGAGCCUAAUACAAUGGUUAUUUUCAAUGCAUGGGCUAUUGCUCGAGAUCCUGAAAGUUGGCCAAAUCCAGAUAGUUUCAUUCCCGAGAGAUUUUUGAACAGCAGUAUUGACAUUAAGGGAAAUGAUUUUGAGCUUAUUCCAUUUGGAGCAGGAAGAAGACAAUGUCCCGGAAUGGCUCUUGGACUAUCAACUACGAGAGUUACACUGGCCAAUCUACUUUACUCCUUUGAUUGGAAAUUGCCUUCUGGGGUGAAAAUAGCAGACAUUGAUACCGAUGCAUUUCCAGGAGCAACCAUGCAUAAAAGAAACCCACUUUACCUCAUGGCUACAAAAUAUGCUUAAUUUAGGCUUUGAGAGGUUGAUCAACUAGCAAUCUCAAAUUCCUAGCAUAUGAAAUUUUCUUAGCUUCUGUUCUCUAAUAUUGACUAAAGAAUAAAGCUGUAUUAUUCAUAUAGUUGAUGACUCCAAAAAGUUGAACAAAUACUUGUUGAUGUUCUCUCUCUCUUUUUUUUUUGAACUACAGUGUUAUUAAUACAUAUUCUCGCUCCAUAAAGAAACAAAUGCACAUUGAGCUUUUAGUACCAAUUUUAAAACUCAACCUGAAC
Molecule: messenger RNA, 1809 nt
Organism: Oldenlandia corymbosa var. corymbosa
Lineage: Eukaryota; Viridiplantae; Streptophyta; Magnoliopsida; Gentianales; Rubiaceae
Source: the annotation of a GenBank genome assembly